Arabidopsis lyrata subsp. lyrata is the source of this 1568-nucleotide messenger RNA. Its product is annotated as protein TPX2. The coding region runs from base 256 to 1401 and encodes 381 amino acids. Gene Ontology annotation, biological process: activation of protein kinase activity; mitotic spindle assembly; regulation of mitotic spindle organization. Gene Ontology annotation, cellular component: nuclear microtubule; mitotic spindle. Lineage: Eukaryota; Viridiplantae; Streptophyta; Magnoliopsida; Brassicales; Brassicaceae. The transcript has 14 exons. Gene Ontology annotation, molecular function: protein kinase activator activity; microtubule binding. The record is from RefSeq and is a predicted model, not a curated record.
GCAAAAAGCUUUUGAUUCUUCUUUACAUGAAAAAGGAAUUGAUGCUACUACUAAUCAUCACCAUUAAACAAUACAAAACUACUAGUAGUUAGUUACUUAGUUACUUCAUACCUGUAUUUAGCAAACAAUAAUAUCCUGUUAUUUUUCUGCAUUUAAACACCGUCGUUUCGUAACCGCGCCAUCUAAAUUUGCUCCUAGAAGUUUUCCAGAGAUGGGAGAGAGAACAAAAAUCGAGGUUUUGAUUUAUUCUGAUUGAUGCUCGAUCUCAAGAUGUUCUUCCCCGAGACAAUGGAUCCGGAAACAAUGGAUAUAUUUGCAGAAGAUUUCUCCCUUGAGGAAUUCGACAUCGAUUUCGAAUUCGAUGCUCCUCGAUUCUACGAUUUCUCCAAACCUGAAAUUGAUUCAGAAACAGAGCUCUGGUUUGAAUCAGCUGGAAACUAUCCUCCCUCACCAUUUAGCCUAAAUUUGAGAUACGAAGACAAACAUCUCGAGAUCCCUAAACCCAUCUCAGAUCAAUACAAUGGGUUCAUAUAUUAUAACCAAGCUCCUAAAGAUGUUCCCAAUGCGACGCACAAGUCUAAAACAAAACCUUUUUUACGAAAGAACUCAACUUUAACGAGACCCACUGCUUCUUUGUUGGCAAGACACAAUAAACCUCUAGAUAUUUACUCUGUUCGGCUUCUCACAAGAUGUCAGAGAUCAUUAGGAAAGUGUGAUGACAAGUUUUCCUCUCUCUUAUACUCUAUGCCUCAAACACAAGAUAACAAAAGGCAAAAACUGGAAACCGGCUACUUGCGCAAGGUAUCACGGCUGGACCAAACUCCUUUUGUACAUAAGGUUCCAAGGAAGGGAUCCAAAGUCACUGUUCCAAAGGAACCUAACCUCAAGACUGCCCAAAGGGCUGCAAGAAACCGGUUUAAGGCUCAGUCAGCACCCGAGCAGAUCGCGAAAUUUAUCUCUACUAUGGAUAAACCAGUUCAAGAAACUUCUUCACCAUCUUUGCCUAAAAAGAAUACGCCUCGCCACCAAGAUUUACAGGCAUUUCAUCUAAGGACAUCUCUUAGAGCAAGAGAACGCUCUUCCAGUGCUAAAAUUGCACCAACCGAUGAUCCUAUACACUCCUUAACGUCAAAGUCCGUUGGUACCAGAAAGGGUAGGAAAGUCAAGGCGUCCCGCAGCUCAAAGUCCAAUUGUCAAGUUUAUGAAUCUAAGAUUUGCCCUGUAGACUCAAAGACAUCAAGCAAAUGCGGUGAAGCAAUCGAUAUCAAACAUGAAAAAAAUCUUCUGAGGGAAUUUGAAGCUCCAAUGGACACAAAUUUUCGAGAUGAACCCUUUAUUGAAUCUCUUAGAAAACUAUGUCUCACUUCAGAUACUGAUCCAGUCGGGGUACUUAUAGAUUAGUUGCUUCUCUUACUCUCUUGUAUCUCAUCUACAUAGAGAUUUUUCAAGACAUAUAUCGUGCGUGUACAAAUUAGAUGUGCUAAAGCUUAUAUUAACAGGAAAUCCAAGAUUUAUCAAUAGUAAGUGUUAAGUCAAUGAAUGCUUUUACACAGAAAGAUGUGCUAGGG